UCCCGGAAGAAGUUUCGAUUUCGUUUGGGACAGUGUCUUGUCCAGUACCUUGUGGAGUAAAGUAGUUAGAAUAAUCGUGCCCUAACUGCCAGGAGUAUGUUUUAACAUACCAACUGUAGCGCAACAGGUGCAAAUAGGAUUGCUAGAGUACGAUAUUACAUAUUCUUUUGAAGUAUUGCUUAACUUUAUUCGUCGAUCUUGAUUACCCUGAGAACACCAUGAAGCUUGGCCGAGUGGUUGUCGUGGGCGCUGGUCCCAGUGGAUGUUAUGCUGCCACCAGACUUGCACAGAGUCAAUUGUUUGAGGCAGUACACGUGUACGAGAAACAGGAGACUGUUAACCCAACCACAGCUAUUGGGAGAAACAUCAAUAUUACUCUGUGUAAAAGAGGAAUUGAUGCUUUGAAAAUACUAGGUAACAUGCCUUCUGCAGAACUCCCAGCAGCUAGUUUGAAACACUUCUCCAUUCACACCAAUCAAGGCACAUUUCAACAUGCAUAUGGAGGUGAAGGCCUUUUGUCAGUGAAAAGAAAUGAUUUGUACCAGUACCUAAAAAUGAAAGCUGAAACAGCAGGUGCAAUUUUUCAUUUUGGUCAUACUUUGGAGUCGGUAUCCCCAGCAAAGGAAAAUGGUAGCAGUCUCACUAUUUUUUAUGAUAAAAAUGGUCACACCAUUUCAGAGCCUGCAGCAUUGGUGAUAGGGGCAGAUGGUGUUCAUUCAUCAACCAGAAAAUUUUUGUUUGAGAAAAUUGUGUCAACAAAAUAUAGAUCUUGUGAUUCACUGCAAGUUGACAGCCAACAGCACCCAGGAUCCUGCAUUAUCCAAGAACACCCUCUUGGAUACAGAGAAAUCACCAUACCUGCUGAUGUCCUGUCACGCUAUAGUCAUAGUCUGCCACAAGAUACCUUUCACAUAUGGGGAAGCCAAGAGUUUGUUGUAUUGGGUCUGCCAUCACCUGAUGGGACUAUGACAUUAGGAAUAUAUAUGAAGAAGGACCAGCUGCUUGUUAAAUCCAUGAAGGACAUUGUGAAGGCCAUGCAGUCCAACUUUUCAGAUUUGAAGGAAUUGCUGUCAGAAAUCCCAGACUUACAUAGUUCAGGGCGGGUUGGAAGUUUGACUACAGUGUCAUCAGCAUUCUAUAGUUUAGGAAACAUUGCUCUUAUUGGAGAUUCUGCUCAUGCCAUGCUGCCAUUCCUGGGUCAGGGACUGAACUCUGGUUUGGAAGAUGUCUGCAUUCUCCUGGAUGCUCUGAAGAGAAGUCAAACACCACUUGGUCUUUCUAGUGAUACCUUGUUAAGAAUACUUGAAGACUUCUCAACAAAGCGCAAGAAAGAUGUGGAUAUCAUAUUAGCGGAGAGUCUGGCAGAAUAUGAAAAAUGGCGUACUCUUAGUUCGGUUGACUUGAGCCAUGGAUUUCAAUAUCAAAUCCAAAUGAGUAGUUUCUUUGAAAAAAUUAGCUCCAGCACAGUGAGUUAUUCGGAGGCAUGGAGAGUGACAAAAGAAGAAUCUCCUCCUGUUAAAGGGAUUGGUGAAUAUGUUCACAAAGGAGAGACAUUAGCAGUGUAUGAGGCUGUAAAAACUGUGAUUGCCAUACGCUCCCCAUGUGAUGGUAUGAUCAGUGACAUAAGUUUUGGACCUGCUGGUGAGCCUGUAUACAAAGUCAAGACUAUAGAGUCUGAAAAAGAUCCAGGUGUGUCACGGCCAGUCUUCCAGUCAUCUGUAAGGGUAGAACAAGAUUUGUCCCCCAAUUCUACAAGCGAUAGUCAUUUGGUGGUGAGCAGCCAGGAAGACAAAGAGGUUUUAUUUGAUGAGAAAUUAUACUUUGAACACUUAAAGACCAGUUACAUUGGGAAAAAAUUAACAUACAUGAAAACUACUGGCUCUACAAUGGAUGAUGCCAAAUCUGGGGCACAUAAUGGCUGUGCAUCAGGCACUGCAUAUAUGUCAGAAGCUAUGACAGCUGGCAGAGGACGCCGAGGGCGAACCUGGAAAUCACCACCUGUGGGGAAUAUUUAUGUUACAGUUGUGCUGCGUGUUCCCAUUGCUGAAGGCUUGACUAAAAUUCAGUUUGCUGCUGCAGUUGCUGUCCUGAGAGCUGCCCAUUUAGAAGGAAUACUGGACGCCAAAGUGAAAUGGCCAAAUGACGUCUGGGUGAAGGGCCAUAAAAUGGCUGGUACUCUGGUGGAGGCUGAAGGUGAAGCUUCCAGUGAAGAGAAACAAACACCUGGAGAAAAAAACCUUUCCACAUUUUAUUUAGGAAUGGGAGUAAAUGUGAAUGCCGACAUUCGCCGUGAUGCUGACAUGAGAACCCAAGCUACUAGUAUGGCCAAUGAAGUUGGAGAUAUUGUUUCCAGGGAAAAGGUUCUUGCCAAUAUUUUGGAAAAUUUAGAGUCUUUGUUAUCAAUGGAAUUUGCUGACAUUUUGAAGGAGUUUAAGGAGUUUCACGUUGUAAAGAAAUCAGCAGAAAUGGUAAUCUACCCAAAAGAUGGCAAAGAGUAUCCAGCAAUUUAUGAUGACAUUACAAUGGAUGGCAAGUUGCAUGUACAAAGAUUGGAUUCCAAAGAACCUGUCAUAGUUAGUGACACAGCUACAUCUGUGCGCCCAGAACCAAAGUCUGUCAUAUAUGUCUAUGAUGGAGAAGGUUGUGCUAACCAAAGUGUCCAAAUGCUUAACAUCUGGUUGGAGACUAUGGUAGACACAACAAAGUACAAAAUUAAAAGGAUUUCUUCAGAGGAAACAAAAACAGGCAAAUGGAGAGAAUCCUGUGCUCUGUUUGCUGUUGGAGGAGGCUACGAUAUGGGCUACAUAAAUGCCUUGCAGGAGGAUGGCCUGCUGAUGAUAAAGGAGUAUGUACACAGUGGUGGAGCAUACCUAGGCAUAUGUGCCGGUGCCUACCUGGGCUGCUCAGAUAUUGAGUUUGACAAAGGCGGACCACUGGAAGUAUGUGGCAGAAGGCAGCUAGAGUUCUUUCAAGGGAAGUGUAUUGGUCCAGUGUAUCAAGGAUUCCAGUACAACAGUGAGGCAGGGGCACGUGCAGCUUGCAUUAAACUGCAGGACGAUGCCUCUUUUGGCAUUCCUUUACGUGAAAAAAUGUCAAAAACUUUGACAGCACAGGUCUACUUUAACGGAGGAGGAACAUUUAUCCCAGACAAGAAAAACCAAGAAAGUUGUGUUGUAGCCAGGUAUGAAGAUACCCAAAAUGCUGAAGAAUCUGCGGCCAUUAUUAGCUGCAGGGCUGGUGCAGGAGUGGCUGUUUUGAGUAGCGUCCAUUUUGAGUAUUUAGCGGAAGAUUUGGAUUCAUCUGAUGAGUACCUGAAGACAGUUGUUCCAAAGUUAAGAGAAACAUUGCACAGAAGAGAUUUUAUUUGUAGUAGGAUCCUCCAGAUUUUGAGGUUGUAAUAUAUACAUACACAUACCUGCCAUUCAAAUGGAUUUUUGAUAUUCGUUUGCACAACUUUUAAUUUUGGCUAAACUUUCUGAAUUUUUUUGUGUUAUAUUUUUAGGUCAUAUGUAGGUAAGUGGGUGAAACUUAUAUGAUUUUUUAAUCUUUUAGACUGCAUUCCCACAGAUUUAGAUCGCUCCAUCUGGAUCGACCUAACUCC
Molecule: messenger RNA, 3601 nt
Organism: Lingula anatina
Lineage: Eukaryota; Metazoa; Brachiopoda; Lingulata; Lingulida; Lingulidae
Biological process (GO): protein modification process
Cellular component (GO): cytoplasm
Molecular function (GO): biotin--[biotin carboxyl-carrier protein] ligase activity; FAD binding
Source: RefSeq, a predicted model, not a curated record